This is a messenger RNA of Ochotona princeps (American pika), 2223 nucleotides long. It is a transcript of the gene PRDM14, whose product is annotated as PR/SET domain 14. The transcript is spliced from 8 exons. NCBI's taxonomy places the organism in Eukaryota, Metazoa, Chordata, Mammalia, Lagomorpha, Ochotonidae. Gene Ontology annotation, cellular component: nucleus. Gene Ontology annotation, biological process: regulation of transcription by RNA polymerase II. Gene Ontology annotation, molecular function: RNA polymerase II transcription regulatory region sequence-specific DNA binding; protein binding. The coding region runs from base 589 to 2223 and encodes 544 amino acids. The record is from RefSeq and is a predicted model, not a curated record.
ACGACCCUGCCGAGUUAUCUUAUUGGGCUCAUUGAUCUUGCCCACAGGACCUGCUGCUGCACCUCUCGAAGGGGCUUCAUUCCUCGGCUGUGUGUCCAUUAAACGACCUCGUCUUCGGGGCUAGGACCCCGGCUGCGGAGAAGCGACCCUAGGCUCCCCAUUCCCCAGGUGGGACGACUGGAGUCGGUGAUAGACUUGGGGGCUGCGGCGGGACUCGAGCCCGCGCUGGCAGCUGCGUUUCCCCCGGGGGAGCGGGAGGUGGCGCCGGCUCCCCUCGGGGCAGCCGCGUCUCGGAGCCCGCAGGGGCCGACGUGGGCUUCCAGAGCCGCCUCUCUCCGCGCCGUCCUUGCUCUUCCCUUCCGGGGCGCCAGCAGCGGCUUCCUGCUCCAUAGCCCCCCGGGAGUCUCGCGCUUGGCUCCCCGCCCCAUCCCUGGGUGGGGGAAGGUCAGGUGGCCGGAGCCGACUCCCCCACCCCCACCCCCUCAAGCAGUCUUGUUGGACGGAGAAGACGAAGGGUAGGGAACUUGCACUAGGUUUUGCAGGAGCCGGGUUAGGGGCGAAAGACCCUCCUAGCUCACCGGCCCGAGGAUGGCUCUGCGAGCGCCCGCUGAGACCGAACUCCAGGAGCAGGUGUGCUACCCAGCCGAGAGGCUCCAGGGCACCUCCCAAUACCUGGCUGCCUACUACGAGCCUUUGGCCGCCUACGGCUCCUACAGGAGCGCCCUGGCCGCGGCGGAGGACUUGCAAUCUUUCCCGCAGUUGGAUAGCUCCGUGCCUGCGCCCCAGGCCAUACCCUCCUUCCCCUUUCAGAUGGCACCUCCUUUGCUGAACCCCAGCCUGGCCCUGCAGCGGGAACCCCUCUAUGGCAUACCCUGGUACGGCAAAUUGCCGCACUGGUAUCCAGUUGCCCAGCUCCCCGGGGAGGUGCCACACUUCCUCAGCAGCAGCGGCGAGUACCCGGCGUCCAGCGGUGACAACUCGGCCCGCAACGACGGCGCCCCUCGGUCCAGUGGACCCGACCCCGUAGCCACGCCUGCCCAGGCUGCCGUGGUCCCUACAGGACUGAAGACAUCUCCCGUAGUGUCUCGCUCCCCGGCGAAACAGUCUGAGGAUGACCCCAAAGUCCUGCAGCUAGAGCGGAAGUCGCCUGACCGUUUCCACUUCACCGAGGAAGACCUGCACUUCGUUCUCUAUGGGAUUACUCCCAGCCUGGAGCACCCAACUUUGCUACAGCAUGCCAUUUCCGGAGUCCUGACCCCCACAGGAAGCCCUAGCUCAGGGUCUGAUUCGCUUCCUCAAGCUCUGGACAAAGAAUCUCUUCAACUUCCAGAAGGUCUGUGCCUUCUGCAGACGAUGCUUGGCGAAGUGCCACACUUUGGGGUGUUCUGCAGUGGCUUCAUUGCCAAGGGAGUCAGAUUUGGGCCCUUUCAGGGCAAAAUGGUCAGCGCCAGUGAAGUGAAGACCCACAGGGACAAUUCUGUGAUGUGGGAGAUCUUUGAAGACGGUCAUUUAAGUCACUUCAUAGAUGGCAAAGGGACUGGGAACUGGAUGUCCUACGUCAACUGCGCCCGCUUCCCCAAAGAGCAGAACCUAGUUGCAGUGCAGUGCCAGGGGCAGAUCUUUUAUGAGAGCUGCAAGGAGAUCUGCCAGAACCAAGAGCUUCUUGUGUGGUACGGAGACUGCUACGAGAAGUUCCUGGACAUUCCUGUAAAUCUGCAGCUCACUGAGCAGGGCAGGCAGCCGGCUGCGCCUGUGGAAGAGUCUGCAGAAGGCUUCCACUGUGAGAGAUGUGGAAAGGUGUUUACCUACAAAUACUACAGAGAUAAGCACCUCAAGUACACCCCCUGCGUGGACAAGGGCGACAGGAAAUUUCCCUGCUCCCUCUGCAAGCGGUCCUUCGAGAAGCGGGACCGGCUGCGGAUCCACAUCCUUCACGUGCAUGAGAAGCACCGGCCCCACAAGUGCUCCACAUGUGGGAAAUGCUUCUCCCAGUCUUCCAGCCUGAACAAGCACAUGCGCGUGCACUCUGGAGACCGCCCAUACCAGUGUGUAUACUGCACCAAGAAGUUCACUGCCUCCAGCAUACUUCGCACACAUAUAAGGCAGCACUCUGGAGAGAAGCCCUUCAAAUGCAAGUACUGUGGCAAAUCUUUUGCAUCACACGCGGCCCAUGACAGCCAUGUCCGGCGCUCUCACAAGGAGGAUGAAGGCUGCUCUUGGUGA